AUGACGCAGAAGAGUCGCCAAGUUAUGCCGUCCCCUGCUGACAGUACAGAUAGCGCCUGGAGCGGGCCUGGCUGGGUGUGGACAGCUGAUGACGAUGUUUCAUUGGGAGGAGGGGCCGAGCAGCAGUUGGAAGCCGGUCGAAGACAAGGGCAGGGCUCAUGCUGGACGAGGCUAAAGAGUGCUGUGCGCUGCGUUGAGCUCGCUCGCCGCAUCGUCUCUGGCGCUCUCUUUGCCCGGCGAGGGCGGGUUCCGCGUAAAUUAGCGUCUGCUGCGGCUGUCUGGAUCGAUGAGCUGCCGAAUGUGUCAUGUCUGGAUGUCUUUGCCGCCGUAUCGCCUCUGUCUCGCAACAACAUCGCCAUCGCCAUCUCCCUCACCAACGCCGUCAUCGCCAAAUCAACGUCCCAGGCAGCCCUGGGCUCCCUUCAUUCGCUGUACUUCCUCCUCUCCUACAGUGCCAUUCGACACCGUAGACCUGUUAGACGUCGACCUGUGCCAAACCGGAAAUCCUUCCAGCCCCCUCCCAACAAAACACCCGUGGUUGGUCACCUGCAUGAAUCUGCAAGAAAGCCGCCGGCGCCUUGUGACCAGGCAGAAGCGUGGCGGGGCCAGUCGCUGCUCUUCACAGGAACCACGAGGGGCAGCGAGUUUUUCCCGUCGCAGAACCGAAGCGCUCAGCACCACCCGAUUCUUCUGUCUUCUCUUCGUCUCCUUUGGUGCUCACGCAGCCAAGUGUGGUGA
This is a messenger RNA of Trichoderma gamsii, 738 nucleotides long. RefSeq lists its product as hypothetical. Bases 1 to 738 code for a protein of 245 amino acids. The transcript has 3 exons. The record is from RefSeq and is a predicted model, not a curated record. NCBI's taxonomy places the organism in Eukaryota, Fungi, Ascomycota, Sordariomycetes, Hypocreales, Hypocreaceae.